Molecule: messenger RNA, 2132 nt
Organism: Hyaloscypha bicolor E
Lineage: Eukaryota; Fungi; Ascomycota; Leotiomycetes; Helotiales; Hyaloscyphaceae
Product: FabD/lysophospholipase-like protein
Exons: 3
Coding region: 194-2017 (607 amino acids)
Biological process (GO): arachidonate metabolic process
Cellular component (GO): membrane
Source: RefSeq, a predicted model, not a curated record
GCAUUACCUGCAGCUGACACACACAUAUCCAACGUUCCACAUUCGCAACAAACACAGUCAUCGUUGCAGAACAGCGGUCACUACGGCGCGCCUCAACUUCCUGGCUGCGGCUCCAGCAACUACAAGACGAUCGCAGAGGAGCCGACUCUCAACGAUCGACGAAAGCGCUGCCACUGCGCAACCAGCUCUCACGAUGGAAUCAAAUGGCAAUCUGCGAAGGAAGGAUACCACCAAGGGUCCUCCUCUGCGCAUCCUCUCUCUAGAUGGAGGUGGCGUGCGAGGCUACUCCAUGCUCAUUAUCAUCCAGGAGCUCAUGCACCGGACCUUUGUCGAGAUUGAGGGCAAGGCUCCGCGAAGACACGAGAUUCCGAAACCAGCAGACCACUUCGAUCUUAUCGUGGGGACGGGCACCGGUGGUUUGAUUGCUAUCAUGCUGGGGCGCCUACGAUUAGAUCUGGAGACCUGCAAAGAAGUCUACGUACGAAUGACGAGGAAAGUUUUCGAGACGGACAAAACUAUUGCGGGAAUACCAUACAAAACAACGUUGUUUAAGGCGUCGAAGUUAGAAGAGGCGAUUAAGGAGUGCGUGCGGGAACAUACCAUAUUUAUGGACGAAGGCAACGACGGCGAGGAACCGGAAGGAGCAUACAACGACCCCAUCAGCCAUUUGAACAGAGGGCUACCUCGGCGGCACGCCAGUAAUGCCAGUGUGGCGAGCUUCAGUGCAAGGAGUCCAACUAGCUACCAGUCAUCUCGUCCGUUGCACUCUCUUCGGUGGGGCAACCCAGAGGCUCUCCUCUACGAUACUCGCGAAAACAGAACAAAAACCGCUGUCACUGCAAUCUACAAAGGAACGGCCCCAGGAGAUGCACCAGCAAUUCUACGAUCGUAUGAUUCACGAAAAGAGACUCAACCCGAAUUCGGUUGUACGAUAUGGGAAGCAGGUCGGGCAACUUCAGCCACGGGACUGGCAUUUAAGUCGAUCCUGAUCGGCGAGUCGAUGUUUAUCGACGAAGGCGCUGGAAAAUACAACCCAUGUCCUUUCGCCCUGGACGAGGCUUGCGUCAAUGAGUGGCCAGGCCGUGACAUUGGAGUGGUCGUGAGUAUUGGCACUGGAAAACGACCAUCGGGAAGCGACAACAAUCAGCAUCUAUGGUACGAGGGAUUCAUGGGUGAUUUUGCGGAGGCUAGGCGGCGCUUGAUCUCGAAAAUCGAAGGCUGCGAGGAGACCCACCAGUACAUGGUCAGGGAUGGGCUCAGCAAGCGUGGAGUGAACAUCGAGAACUACUACCGACUGAACGUCGAGAUUGGAGUUGGAGAGUUCGGCAUGAACGAAUGGAAUCGCCUUGCAGACAUCAGCACUGGAACAAGGCGGUACCUUGGCAAGAGCGAUGUUCAGAGGAUGAACCAUGAUGCAGCCGCGAAACUCGCCAAGAUCCACAGGGCGAAAGCUAGAUUCGAGGGCGAAGCAAAGGGAUCAACGGGUGGAAGUUCUAUGGGUGGAAUGGGAGAUUAUAAGGGUCUUGAAGAUGUCCCAGAAGCCUACCCGACAGCCAUCGAGCUCCCCGCCGAGGUCCCCGUCUCAGCACCAAGCAGAACCCCGCCUCCUCGCCCAUCAUACGAAUCUGGCCACCACGACACUCUCGAAGUCCCUGGCAAGAAAAAUACGCCCUCUCCUCGCAGGUCAGCAGAGAAUCAUUCACGGCCGUCUCCUCGCUCCUCAGCUCCUAGCCUCGAGAACCCCAACGCGGACCGCUUUAUCGUCCACGCGCCAACACCAAGCGAACACCGCACCGCAGGUGGGGCAGACAAAAUAACAAUCACAAGCAUGGAUGAACAACAACGGCCGAAACCACCAAUGCGAGUCGAACCGCCACCUCUUCCACCCAAGACCCCAAUCCCAGGUCAAGCAUCAACGGUCUCAAUGAGGCCAAGACCGCAGUUACCAUAUCCAAUUGAUGACGGCCCGCCACCUGUGGUCAAUAUGGCGAGGAAACCAGAUUAUAAGGGAAGAUGAAUGGAUGUUUUAACGGCUUCUUGAAGAUAUUUGUUUCGUCUGGGAUUUAUGGGAUGGCGUUUGGGAGGUGGUCUUGGGCAUAAUAAAUGCAAAUCAAUGAUUUUUUUCUUUCUUU